AUGAAAUGGGGUAAUUCAUCUAAUCUACCGAUGAAUUUGAGAAAGAUCGAGGAUGUAGACAUUGCAAAAUACAUCAAAGAUAAUUGGGAAUCUUUAAGACACGAAUGGGAACCUUACGAUAAAAGAGAUACGUUAUGUCUCGGAACUUGUUUGAUAAAAUACAAUCAAGCAAUGAAAGAAGUUGUAUUAAAGAAUAUUUCCAAUAAUCCAACGGCUCCUUCGUUAUCUUUAAAGGGUUGGUAUUAUUUAUAUCAUUACGAUAAAGAAAUGAUUGAAGAAGAAUGGUAUGAAAGUACUAUAAUGGUUCCGAAACACACCGAAAAAGAAAAUGUAGAAAAAGUUUACUCACAUACUCACCCUUUUAUAAGAUAUUUUAUCAGACAAAGUAUUAAAGGAGGAAGAGUUUCGGCAAAUCGAAAAUCAUUUGAAACGAAUAAAAUGGAUGAAAUUUGUAAUAUAUUAAAGGAAUACACAGAAACAGCAAGUGAUAAUAUAAUUGAUUUAUUCAAAGAAUAUAGCGCUAGCACGAAAGAUAAAGCGGAGGUUCAUUCGAGACUUAAAAAAAUAAAAUGUACUAAACUAAUGGCCUUUGAUGCUAACGAUUUGUACGCUUCAGCCAUGUUGGAUUUAGAUAGCGAAUAUCUGAGAGCAGAAAGUGGUAGACCAUUUCGACAAGAAGAAAAUAAAGAAUUUGUUAAGCUCUUUAAUGAACAGAAAUUCAGACCUAGAACUGCUAUUUUAAAAGUCAUGUUCUUCCAACCCAUACCAGCUAAAGAUAAAAUCAGUUUUACGAGUAGAAUAGGUAAAAAGGAAAUUGGCACUAAAAUCAGGUUCAAAAAUGGUUUCUGUCACGACGUUUUAACAUCGGUCGAUAUUCAAGAAAUAGUGAAAGCCGGUGGACGAAUUAUUAAAAUAUUAGAUGGUAUAGUUUACGAAGAAAAUUUUAAAACUCCACCCUAUAGAGAUUAUAUUUUAAUUUUAAGAGAUCUAAGAAAUAAAUAUAAACGAGAAGGUAAUAUCGUAGGUAGUAAUUGCAUGAAAUUAUUAGGCAAUUUGUUGUAUGGUAAGUCUAUUCAGAAGGAUAUAACUACAUCGAGACAACUAUGGAGUGAAGUGACUUUAAAAGCCAACUUCGAUUCUCACGUUAUAAACUAUGAAAAAGUAAAUGAUAGUCUAUAUAUAGUUGAGAUAAAUAAAGAAGAAAAAGAAUUUGACUGUACACUUCCUUAA
Messenger RNA from Lottia gigantea (owl limpet), 1230 nucleotides. RefSeq lists its product as hypothetical. The record is from RefSeq and is a predicted model, not a curated record. The transcript has a single exon. Gene Ontology annotation, molecular function: DNA binding; nucleotide binding; DNA-directed DNA polymerase activity. Bases 1 to 1230 code for a protein of 409 amino acids. Gene Ontology annotation, biological process: DNA replication. Lineage: Eukaryota; Metazoa; Mollusca; Gastropoda; Lottiidae.